AAACCAAAUCAUAAAAACUCUAUAAAAAUGCAAAACAAAGCUUACAUAUAUUAAAAACUUUAUGAUUCGACUCUCUUUUUCAAAUUCCACACAUAACAGGAAAUUUAGCGCAGAUCUAUAUUCAUGCUCUAAUAUUACUAUUGACCAUAAAAUAUGAAUGAUGACCUCAUCUUUUUGUUUGUUUAUUUGCACCAAAGUUAGUGUUGCUUCUAAAGCUAAAACUUUUUGUUCCUUCUAAAGCCUAAUAAAGUAUCUUGUAACAGCUCGCCUACAUUAUCACUGUCCUUCCUAUUUAAUUUUUUUCUACUAUAAAACAUAUGAUGAAGCCACGUUCUUUCACUUCUUAUUGUUGUUGCAAGUUCAAUACUACUAAUAAAUAUGUACUUCUCUUGUGCUUGCUUUUGCCACUCCCAAAUUUCAUUCAAGAUGAACUGCUGGACACCAGCUUUGGUGUCAAAAGUCCCGCUGAAUACCUGGAGAAACCAGACUGCCUCCCUUGCUCUUAGAGAAAUGAAGUCUGACCUUUUAAGUCAACAUAUUGGUGGAUUUGAAACCAAGCAUAGCAGUGGAGGGAGUUCACUGGCAGGAUCCAGAGUCACUAUUCAACUAAAUCACCAAAGAACUCUUUCUCAACGAAAAAGCUUUAGGGCGUCUGCUUGCUGGUUGCCAAGUUCAGAAGUUGCAUCUACUGCUUUCACAGUGGGAACAGCAGUAGUUCUUCCAUUUUAUACCAUCAUGGUUGUGGCUCCUAAAGCUAAACUUACCAGAAAAGCGAUGAAAAGUAGCAUACCCUACAUUGUGCUUGGACUUUUGUACGCAUAUCUAUUAUACCUCUCUUGGACACCAGAUACGAUCCGGUUGAUGUUUGCAAGUCAAUACUGGCUUCCAGAGCUGCCUGGUAUAGCUAAGAUGUUCUCCAACGAGGUGACGUUAGCUUCUGCAUGGAUUCAUCUGUUGGCUAUCGAUCUUUUUGCUGCAAGGCAGGUUUAUCACGACGGAUUGCAGAAUGAUAUUGAAACACGCCAUUCUGUGUCGCUGUGCUUGCUGUUUUGCCCUGUUGGGAUUCUUACUCACUUCAUCACCAAAGCUCUAACUAGUAGCCCAGAAAAGAGACAGCGUAGGAUUCAUUAACCAAUGUUUUAGGCCUUCUUAUGUUAUCUGUAAAUGGUCAGCCAGCAUGUGACUAUCAGCAAAGUGUAAAGAUUUUCAGUCAAUGAAAACAUAACCUGUUUCUUUAA
Messenger RNA from Capsicum annuum, 1238 nucleotides. Its product is annotated as protein ABA DEFICIENT 4, chloroplastic. The record is from RefSeq and is a predicted model, not a curated record. NCBI's taxonomy places the organism in Eukaryota, Viridiplantae, Streptophyta, Magnoliopsida, Solanales, Solanaceae. The transcript has 6 exons. Bases 379 to 1131 code for a protein of 250 amino acids.